AUGACAACACAUCCUGAAGUUCUAUGGGCUCAACGUAGCAGUGAUUCUGUUGCUGACAAGAACAUCGUUUGGUUGACUGUGAACGUGCCAGACAUUGACGAAACAAGUCUCCAAUAUGAAUUGACGUCUACCGAAAUUUCUUUCAAAGCAGCGUCAAAAACCGACAAGAGAGCAUAUGCAUUCUCGCUCCCGCUAUUCGAUGAAGUAGACACAGAAGCGUCUCUGAGCAAAUUGAGCUCGCGCUCUUUCACGGCGGUACUACGAAAGAAGGCCCUCAAGGCUGAGUACUGGCCACGACUAACGAAGGAAAAGACGAAGCUGCCGUUUGUCAAGACCGAUUUCAGCAAAUGGGUUGAUGAAGACGAGCAAGACGGUGCCCCUUUAGAAGACGAUCUCGGCGGCAUGGGAGACAUGGGCGGUAUGGGAGGUAUGGGCGGUAUGGGAGGUAUGGGCGGUAUGGGAGGCAUGGGUGGCAUGGGAGGUAUGGGAGGCAUGGGUGGUAUGGGAGACAUGGGCAUGGGUGGUAUGGGCGGCAUGGGAGGCAUGGGUGGCAUGGACUUCAGCAAGAUGAUGGCUUCCAUGGGCGGGGCUGGUGGUGCCGGCCCAUCAGAUGAGACCGCUGAAUCUGAUUCUGAUUCCGAUGGCGGCCCACCCCCUCUUGAGGAUGUUGAACCCAGUGCGUGA
Molecule: messenger RNA, 684 nt
Organism: Suillus plorans
Lineage: Eukaryota; Fungi; Basidiomycota; Agaricomycetes; Boletales; Suillaceae
Product: HSP20-like chaperone
Exons: 5
Coding region: 1-684 (227 amino acids)
Biological process (GO): protein folding; chaperone-mediated protein complex assembly
Cellular component (GO): cytosol; nucleus
Molecular function (GO): protein-folding chaperone binding; Hsp90 protein binding
Source: RefSeq, a predicted model, not a curated record